GGGCCCAUGGAUGCCCGUCAGCGCAGCUCGCCCGGCCGGUGUGGCAGCUCAGCGUUCAGGGUGCACAGCGCCCUCUUCGGGUGAUAGAGGAAAAUCCGAAGCGACGAGUUUGAUGAAGAUGGCGGCCAGCGGGAAGUCGAAAAGUCCUGCGAUGGACGGACUUGUCAAGCAGUUUGCUGCUAUCACGGGGGCUACUGAAGAUGUUGGCCGUCGCUUGCUGGAGGUGUGCAACGGAAACCUGGAGAUGGCCAUUGGCAUGCAGCUUGAGGGCGCUGUUGAGACGGCUGAAGCAGGGGCAUCAGCCGGCCCAUCCGGGGCUUCAGCGGGCCCAUCCGGGGGCAGCGCUGUGCCAGAAAUACCACCUGAUGAUAGCGUCCGAGCACCUAUACCUCAGAAGAGAGAAAUUAUGGUUCCAGAAGUGCCAACUUUUGGUCCUCGACCGAGGCGGAGAGGCGGGCAGAUGUCUAUAUUUGAUAAGUUCCGGGACUUCCAGGCAGAAACACGGCAUCAGGAAGCCUUGAUUCGUAACCAAGGCAACGAGAUACCCCAAUCAGCCAAAAUACGCACCCUGGAGGACCUGUUUCGACCCCCUGUUGAUCUGAUGCACAAAGGCACCUUCAAUACGGCUCGAGAGGCUGGUCAGAGCCAGGGGCGAUGGUUGAUUGUUAAUGUUCAAGAUGUACAGGAAUUCAAUUGUCAGAAGCUCAACAGGGAUGUAUGGAGUGACCCAACGGUCCGCAGUAUCAUCAGAGAGUCUUUCAUAUUUUGGCAGGUGUAUCAUGAUAGUGAUGAAGGCCGUAGAUAUAUGCAGUUUUACAGGGUCAACGAGUUCCCCUAUGUUUCCAUACUGGACCCAAGAACAGGCGAGCUUCUUGUGUCUUGGAUGAAACUAGACAGUGUAUCAUUUUGUGACCUCGUCAUGGAGUUCCUAUCUGACCAUCCAUGUUUUGACAAGGACACGUUGUCAUCACCGCCUGCCAAAAGAGCCAGAACUACCAAGAGCAUAUUAGACGCCAGUGAAGAUUCCCAACUGGAAGCAGCCAUUGCCGCCUCUCUUGCCGAAUCCUCCAGCUCCGCCUCCCAAAGUGCCCAGCCCACCAAAGACUCAUCAGCCGCUGCUUCGUCCUAUAAGAAAACACCUGAGACAAUCAGUCUCUCUGGCGACGAGGACGAUGAGGAUGAAAUUGAGGACGAUGAUGAUGAUCUCAUUGUGAAUGUUGAGAGCAACUCCAGCCGCGACUCCAGCGACUCGGAUUGCGUGGUUGAGUCAGUGGGCGACCACAGCUCCAAGAAGGUUCCACCAACAAACCCUUCCUCCUUGUCGCAGAACUCACUUCGAGCUGCUCCAUCUCACGUUGAGAAAACGGAACACUUGCUGUCAUCGUUAAAUGGAAAUGCCAUCGCAGAGAAGGAAGGGAGAACUAAAACAGUCAACCAAAACAGCAACGGGGAUAAUCAUGGGGGUGGGUCAGAUAAAGACGUGAAAAGGAAGGUGUCAAAUGCUUUAGAUGGAAUCACUGAGAAUAGGACAGAAAUGGCGGAAACGAGUCUUAAUAACGGCAAGACUGAAGUUGAUGCAGAGGAACAGUCACAAGCCAAGCUGAUGCUACGAUUCCCAGACGGAAAGAGGAAACAGCUCUCACUGUCGGAAGACACUCCUCUAUUGACUCUGGUGAAACUGGUGGGCAAGGAAGGUUAUGCCAACGAGCGCUACGAGAUGGUGACCAACUUCCCCAGGCGGAAACUCUCCUACAUGGACUUUGACAAGUCACUGAAAGAGGCUGGGCUGUGCCCACAAGAGACCAUCUUCAUACAGGAACGCUAAAAGACUGAACCUGACGAUCUAAGAGGGACCUGCAGGGCCCAAUUUCAUGGCCCUGCUAAGCACAUACUUCUGUGUUUAUGAGUGUCAUUCCUUGCUUACAGCUCUACCACAGAAACUGUAGACUCAACUUGUAAGCUGUGUGAACAUCUACGUGCUUAUGCCGAAUCUCUUGCUUAUCUGUGAUAUUCGCUAACUUCAUUUUCUGCUGUAGUGAGCGGGAAGUCUGCACUAAGUAAAGGUAGUCAGGGCCAUGAAAGUGGAACCAGCAUGGAGCUGCUUAUACUGCAGAAAAUAUUGCUUGAGAAAUAUUCUCACUAAGUAGAUGUCAUCUGGGAACCAGUCUAAAGCUAUAUGCAUUACUUUGGAUGUUUUGGUUGGUAACCUUGAGUUGCUAAGAAGGACUCUUAUGUGUUAAGCAAGUUCUGUGUGCAUAGCAGCUUCAAGACACUGGCUCUGUAUUCUUGUGGUAUAACUGGUGAUCUGGUCAGUAGACUCCUGGACCUUGGGCAUGAAUCAGCCGAGCCCAAACUUCUUGGGAUCACAGCAGCUGUGUUUGUUGAUCUGUAAACACCAACAAGUUUUGGGAACUUUCAAUAUUUUAGACAGCUUUUGAGAAUGUCUGUUUUCACAGAGGUCCCAAAGAGUGCCCUGUAUUUUGGGGGGCAAACUAUUACAGCAGUUCAAGUUUUUCAUGUAUUCCUCAUACUCUUUCACUCAAUUUCGUAUGAUACACUAGUCACUUCAGAUGCUUUCCACAACCAAGGCCCAACUCGUCAAAACUUCUCACAACUUAUCUGCUCUGAAGAAAGUUUACUUAUGGGGACUAAAAAGAGAAUGAGUUGAGAACAUAACAGCUGUUUGCAGGAACACGUAAGGAGGCUGUGGAACCCACUCACAUGGCAUAUCAGCACAAAUUGUCUGUUCUGUGCUCUGUGUUGUAUUUUGUUUGUGCAUGUUAUUAUAACUAUAAGCCCUUCCACAGGCUUCUAGUCUUGCCAAGCACGCAUCCUUGAGAAGUUUGAAUUAGUCCUGAAAUUCUUCAAGUCUCUUCAUUGAAACAGUCAUUUUCGCUUUGGAUAUUUGUAACCAUGUGGUUUUUAUCAGUGAAGAUUGGCCCUUGGGUAUGUUUGCUUGUAAUCUUUCCGAUUCCUCCAAAUAUCUAAAAUGAUACAAGCUCCUAGAUUCUUGCACUGAUAAAAUAAAAUCAUCUGCUUUCCUUCCUGCCAUGUUGAUAAAGUUAAAACUCAUGCCAACUUUGGGUUCUCGUUUGGUCCUAACCAUGUCUUUAUGCCAGCAUGAUCAAAGAUGUGAAAAUGCUCAACCAGUUAAAACCAAAGAAUGCUAUAGAUAUAUUUGUUUUGUCUUGAAUAGGGGAGAGAAUGUAUUAAAGGCAUAUAGGAGCAUUUGCAUUUAUCCCAAAAGUAACCUACCAAAUUAUUAUAAAAAAGGCUUACAUGGAUUAAAGAUCGUGAAAUAUUUUCAUGAAAAUAUUCAUGGCUUGCUGUCAUUUAGAAGAAAUCAAGAAAUGUUGGUGAUUUCCAACAAUCAGUCGAUAGUUGUGCAUGGUUUUACACUGUGCUCUCAAAAAGUGCUGUGUCCACCGAGCUGAAACUUCAAUAGGUUAGGUUUUGAACGUUCUUCUUCGGAUUAUCAUUUUGAGCAGUGUUACUAUUGGAAAUGAACAAUAUGCAUGAAAAGCUAAUGAUCCUUUAUGCCUUUAAAGGAACCUCAUUUUGCACAACCAACAAUUCCACAGGAAAAAUUACAUAGUAGAGGUGUCAUUGACAAAAUAUAAAUCUACGAUUAAAGUGUAACCCCGACUGUACACAGACCCACCACAAGAGGGCCAUAUGAUGCAUAAACCUUACAGCAAGAAUCGUGCAUGUUCCACCUGUAUCUGAUAGAAGCAUAAAUUAGAGCUGGCCUCUCAUCUCUUAUCAGUGACGUCUCUAUAAUUGGUAUUAUUCAAUCAUUGAAGAUGUAUCUAUUUUUAAUCCAAAUUUGUCAAUAAAGUUCUUAGAAAUUCAUGA
Messenger RNA from Patiria miniata (bat star), 3855 nucleotides. RefSeq names its product UBX domain-containing protein 7-like. The record is from RefSeq and is a predicted model, not a curated record. Gene Ontology annotation, biological process: proteasome-mediated ubiquitin-dependent protein catabolic process. The transcript has 13 exons. Bases 11 to 1825 code for a protein of 604 amino acids. Lineage: Eukaryota; Metazoa; Echinodermata; Asteroidea; Valvatida; Asterinidae. Gene Ontology annotation, molecular function: ubiquitin binding. Gene Ontology annotation, cellular component: nucleus.